GAAUUUGGUAUGGAACAUGGAGGGAUGACAACAAAAAAUGGCAGGUGGUGUCAAAUUGUUGGAGCACAAACUGCAACCUUUGUUAAUUUCCUAAAUGUUGCUGGUUAAAUAAAACUGUGAGAAUGCGUAGUUUCAAGUGCAAAUGUCGUAAAGAAUACGCCAUUCUUGUGCAAUUUGGGGGAGUGUAUUUGGAAGAGACGGAGAGGUGGUUUUCAUGAAAAAGUUUUUUUUCCAUAGACUUUCACCGUGGUGUACAGUUUUCCCCUAUUUUGGGUGUAUUUGGGAAGAAAGCUCAAAUCUCUCUCUUUCGCUCAAUAAAGAGAUAUACCUAAAUAUGGCGGUUGUUGAAUACUUUGCAUAGAGCGCAUAGAGGAAUAAUGUUUGAAGCUUUCAGACUGUGAAAUCUCUUCUUGACAAAAAAAAAAGAAAACUCACUAAAUAGAUUUUAAAAAAUAAAAAUAAAUCUGCAAAAGUAUUAAAAAUUGUGAUUUAUCUCAUUUGCAAUUCAUAUUAAAAACAAUGUGCAUACGAAAGCAUAAAAGAGACUACAGAAACCAUCGAUUUUCAUCAUCUCUAUCUAUUGCAAAAGUAUUGUCAUUGACACCUGCUAACUAGGAGGUGUACCUGUAUCCACGUAAACACGAGAAUUGGAUCACAGAUAGAAGUUAAAAAAAUAAAAGCAAAAACAACUGCAUACAGGACGGCUACGGAUACGUAAAUUACGUGAAACUCCGCAGCCGUCUUACCUCGAGUAAAGUUGAAAGUUCGAGGGGACGACGCGGGGCGUCAUGUCGCAAGUAGCGGGUGGUUCUGGUACAGCAGAUUUCCGUGAAUACCAGUGGGCAUAUUCCAUAAUGGAUUCAUCACGGGUAUCAACAUGUUUGAUUUCUAUGCUACUCAUUGUCUACGGUAGCUUCCGGAGUCUCAACAUGGAGCAGGAGGCGCGUGAGCGUCAAGAAAAGAAACGUCAAAGUGAGAGUCUGAAUAAUUUGCUAACUGGAGAACCAGUUCAACAAGAGACAAAUAAAUUUGCAACAUUGGACACAAUGCAUGCUCUCUGUUUACCCUUGGGCGCUUCAAUAUCACUAUUAGUGAUGUUUUUCUUCUUUGAUUCCAUGCAAAUGCUCUUUGCUGUCUGCACAGCAAUAAUUGCAACAGUUGCAUUGGCCUUCCUUCUACUGCCAAUGUGUCAAUAUAUUAUACGCCCAUGUUCAGAUGGCAAUCGAAUAUCAUUCGGGAUCUGUGGACGUUUUACGGCAGCUGAACUUUUUAGUUUUUCCCUAGCAGUAUCAAUAGUUUGUAUUUGGGUGCUAACUGGCCAUUGGCUUCUUAUGGAUGCGAUGGGCAUGGGACUUUGUGUUGCAUUUAUUGCAUUUGUUCGUCUACCGAGUCUCAAAGUAUCAACACUCCUACUUACUGGCUUGUUAAUUUACGAUGUGUUCUGGGUGUUCUUCUCAUCCUACAUCUUCAGCACAAAUGUUAUGGUUAAGGUGGCCACUAGGCCGGCUGAAAAUCCAGUUGGUAUUGUUGCGAGAAAAUUAAACUUGGGCGGUAUUGUUAAGGAGCCGCCCAAGUUGAAUUUGCCAGGAAAAUUAGUUUUUCCAAGUAUUCACAAUAAUGGACAUUUCUCAAUGUUGGGACUUGGAGAUAUUGUAAUGCCAGGAUUGCUAUUAUGCUUUGUGCUGCGAUACGAUGCGUAUAAGAAAUCACAAAGUACCUCUGCUGAGACUGGAGUACCACCGCCAAAAGGUGUCGGUUCAAAACUUACGUAUUUUCAUUGUUCCUUGUUAGGAUAUUUUCUUGGUCUUCUAACAGCCACUGUUAGCUCAGAAGUUUUCAAAGCUGCUCAACCGGCACUCCUGUAUUUAGUCCCCUUCACACUCUUGCCUCUGUUGACCAUGGCAUAUCUCAAGGGCGAUCUAAGACGAAUGUGGAGUGAACCAUUCAUAACGCAACAAUCGUCAAAGCAGCUGGAAGUCUGAGGAAUAGCAUUCAUAACGAAACAAAAACCUUAUUAAUUAGAUCAAGAAAAAAAUCACUAUAAAAUAGAGAUACACCUAUAUAUUUAAUACAGUACCAUUCAUCUUAUUUUACUGUAUGUUUUUUUUUUCGUUUAACAUUAAUUGCUGCAGCAGAAACAAAAUUUAAGUCCACGACAUUGAUAAUAACAAGAACAAACCGCCCAAGAUAAUAAUUUUCUUCUUCAAAUUUCUUUUCUUGAAAAAAAUAAUUUCUCGUGACUUUUUUUCAAAAGAGGUUUUUGCAAUAAAUUUUGCAAACUGUCCAAAAGUAAAUCCUAACGUACAUAUUUGCGAGAGAAAGAGUUUAUUUGUUUUCCAUUAGUGGUCACAGUCAGAGAUAAGAGAGCACCAAGAAUAGGCUGCAAAAUUAUUUAAGAGAAAAUGUUCAUUUACUUUUUAGACAAAAAAAAUAUUAGUCUCUUAAUCAAUUUAAUUCCAUUUAUUUAAAAAAUAUCCAUUAAUUUUGGCACAAUAAAAACGUUGAGCACGUUAAAAAAUUUCUAUUGAUACAAUUUUUUUUUCUAAUGAUCUCUUCAAAAUUUAAUAAUUGAUUUAAAAAGAAAAAAAUCGUUUGAUUCUGAGCUCUGUCAAUUAAAGGAAAUAUUCAUUCAUUUUACUAAUUUCUUCCUUUUUUCAAACUUCUUCUUCACUAACCAUUUUUUCCACCAACACAGUUACAUAGAUUCAAUAUUUUUACAAUGAAUAAAAAAUUAAAAAAAAAACAGUCUGAAGAUUUAAAAAAUAAAACAUUUCAGUUUUUCUCAUAAAGUAACUAAAAAAUAAUUAAAAUAAGGUUAACACAUUUUAUUUUGAAAAUUCUUAGUUUACUUUUCAUUCUAGAAUGAUGUGAGGCCCCACCAUUUAGAAUGAUUCUUCAUGAAAUGCACAGAAACAUUUUUAGAAAUUGUAAAAUGAGAUUUUGUCAUUUUUUCAUUACAUACAUACAUAAAUCAUUAUAUUGUGUACUUUGGUGUGAAAAAAAGAAAUCGUUUUUCUCGUAUAGGGUAAAACAUAUUUAAAAGAAAUAGUUAAAAGUCUAGAACAAAUAAAAAUAAAAGAUUUAAUAAAGAAAAAAUGUAAAAAAAAAGAACAAACAACCGGUGAUAUAUUUAGUAGAAAAAAAAUCAGACAAAUGAAAAUUUAAUCAUGGGGCGCAACUGGUGAUUGAACGUGAACGUAAUAUAUAAAUACUAAUAAACUGUAAAUGUUGCUUUUAUACGAUUAUUAUGUAUGUAUGGAUAAAAAAACAGCAAAAAUACCAACAAAAAAUUUAAAGAAUUUCUCUCCGUAGUACAUGUGAAGCUUAAUUAUUGGAAAAAACGUUUAAAUUUAAAAGAAAAAAAAGAGGAAAGAAAAACAAUUAUAUUCAUCCAAUUUUAGAUUUAAAAGAAUUGAGAAAUUAUAAAUCAUGAUCGUAAUAUGUAUGUGUAAACAUAGUGAUAAGUAAAUGAUUUUAAGAGUA
Messenger RNA from Lutzomyia longipalpis, 3483 nucleotides. It is a transcript of the gene SppL, whose product is annotated as signal peptide peptidase-like 3. The transcript has 7 exons. NCBI's taxonomy places the organism in Eukaryota, Metazoa, Arthropoda, Insecta, Diptera, Psychodidae. Gene Ontology annotation, cellular component: lumenal side of endoplasmic reticulum membrane; Golgi-associated vesicle membrane; cytoplasmic side of endoplasmic reticulum membrane. The record is from RefSeq and is a predicted model, not a curated record. Gene Ontology annotation, molecular function: aspartic endopeptidase activity, intramembrane cleaving. Gene Ontology annotation, biological process: membrane protein proteolysis. Bases 789 to 1982 code for a protein of 397 amino acids.